CGUCACGUUACGUCGCAGGGUGGACUAACGGGGGCGCGGGCGCUCUCAGAGAGGAUUCUGGGACGGCACACCUGCACAGGUGGACACAGUAUCCUGCAGCCCACCGUUAGCAUAACGUUUCCGGAUAAGGAAUGUGUUAUACGUGAUUCAAUGCAGAGCAACCAGAGACUGCUUUUAACACACUUCCUUACGUAACGUUGUCUUUGCUGACAGGAAACCACAGUCAACAGUCUGACUACAAAUAACUGUUCUCAAAAAAGAGAAGCUCACAAGUCACUGAUCUAGAGACUCAGAGACUAAAGCAAAAACUAAAGAUAGAACCAGAGAGCAUCUGCACAGGAGGCAAACAGAACAACCCCAGCAGAUGGAGCAGUGUCGAAGCAAGGUGUUGAGCUGCUGGCUGAUCUUCACACUCUGUCUUAACGGGGUUCUUGCCGGCGAUUGGUUGAUUCAUCUCCCAAACAGUCCCGUCUGUGCCGUGACUGGUUCCUCAGUGGUUCUGUCUUGUUGGUACGAUUACCCCCAAAGCAGUGAAACUGGUGGAGAAGGGCAGAUUUCUGUUCAGGGAGGUGGAGGUGAAGCACAGCAAUACGAUGUGUUGUCUGAAAUGUGGUGUCUGGAAGAGAGUCGCUGUAUCACACCAAGGUAUGUGUUCCACAGCGACGGUAUCUCCCCAGAUCCGUCCUACCAGAACCGGGUCCAGUACCUGGGAAUGCCCGGAACAAAAAACUGUUCCCUGAGGAUUACUGAUCUGAAGCAGUCAGACAGUGGAACCUACGUGUUUUAUUUCAUCACCAGCCAUCCGACGCAGAAGAUGCCACAGCAGAGAGGCGUCCAGCUUCUGGUGGCAGAUUCCCCCAGUGCGGUGACUGUAUUAUCCAAUCCGUCCAGUGAGGUCACCGACGGUGUGACCUUGUGUCUUGCCUGCUGCAGCCCUGCAGCCAGUUCCAAAGCCCUUUAUAGAUGGUACAAGAGUACAAACACCACACCACAAUACGCAGAGCCAGUGUGGAACAUCACUGAAGUUACAUCCAUGGACUCUGGUGGCUACUUCUGUCAAAUACAGACUGGAGAUGAAGUGCGAAACUCAGCAGUGCUGACCAUUAAUGUACAGUACCCUCCCAAAGAUACAGCUAUCUCUUUGUCUCCUCCUGGUGAGUUCCAGCCCAGGCUCCCUGUGACUCUGGCCUGCAGCAGUGAUGCCAACCCACCUGUCCACACAUACACCUGGUACCAAGGGCAAGCGUGCCUGCCCUAUGCUGACAAAAGCUCAUAUCGAGCAAGAAUGUCCUCGGCCACAAUGACAGGAAGCAACCUGACACUCAGCCGCACCAACAUCAGCGUUAUGGAAUAUGGCCAGCACUGCUGUGUGGCACGCAACAAACAUGGAUCACAGACCUAUUCUGUAACACUCAAAGCUACCAAAGAGACACCUUCAUCUGACUCUACGGGACACAAAGCACUGUAUAGCGGCGUAACUAUCAGCAUUCUCCUGGUUAUUGUAGCUAUAGUUGCCUUUCUCCUGAUCAGGAGGCAGAAGACGUCAUCACAGCAGUCAUACGUCCUCACUCAGACCACUGCUAAAGAGCCUUGAAGACCCAGCAGGACCUUCACUUGUUCCAUUGUAAUUAACACAACACUCAACUAUGAAACAUAAGAGACAGCAAACCUGUCCUGUCCAGUAAACAAAACAGACAAAUUGCAUAUUUUAGCCUGUUUUAAAAAAGCAUAUUAUUGACUUUAAGAACACAUGGUGGCCAUAAAUCUCCUUCCAUGUGUCAUGAACCAGGAUUGUUCCUGUAUUGGUUUUGAAUUGCCAUGUUCAUUUCCUGUUUUAUUUUGGUAGUGUUUCCGGUUUCCGUCCUGUCAUGCCUUUUGCCUGCUUUGCUUUUUGUCACGUGGUCUCCCAGCUGUGAUUAAUUUCUCAUCAGGUCAUUGUACUGUAUACUGUAUAGCUACAAGCACAUUCCGUUGUUCUCUGCCAGAUAGUUUGUUCAAGCACCUGGUUUGUCAGCCUCCCACUUGAGCUGUCAGAUACCAAAUGUCUUAAAAAAUAAUGUAUUUAAAUAUUUAUUCUAUUUGUUAAUGUUGACUGAAACUCUUUCUUGUAUUUUAGCAGAACUGUCUUAUACUCCCUUCCUACUGAUGAUGAACUUAAAGACACAAUGAUCCAAUUAAAAGCAGUUCUGUCAUA
This is a messenger RNA of Betta splendens (Siamese fighting fish), 2194 nucleotides long. RefSeq names its product sialoadhesin. The record is from RefSeq and is a predicted model, not a curated record. NCBI's taxonomy places the organism in Eukaryota, Metazoa, Chordata, Actinopteri, Anabantiformes, Osphronemidae. The transcript has 8 exons. Bases 365 to 1594 code for a protein of 409 amino acids.